ACAACGACCGGAAGUUAUGGGAUCUAGUACCGAAAGCCCGCCAUUCAAUUCUUGUUAGUUUGAAUUAGGAAGCCCUUGGAUGCAGAAGGUUGGAAAUUACUAUCUUUCUCUCUGUCUUCAAUUUUCAUUGCAGAGAAUUUUGAAAGGAAUCUUAAAUUUUAUUUUCAUUUUGCACACACACACACGCCUGUACACACAAGCACAGACAGAAUUUUACACACACACACGCCUGUACACAAGCAAAAACACAGACUCACAAGCAGAAACACACACACACACAUAUCUGGCAACAGACUCUCCUGUACAUUGUCUCACAAUUCCUAAGACACAUCAUAUACUCUUCCAUUCGAUCCCACUAUGGCUAGACGAUAUAGGAUUGUUGAAUCUGUCCUUUCCGUUGAUGACAUAACUGAAAGACAUCACAAUCUGCGAGAAAUAAUUGCCAUAACGGGUAACGCGGAUUCAACAAACCAAUUCCUGGCGUCUGUGGGAUUGAUCCACAAUUCCAUGGAAUGCUGUAAUCAGCGGAUGUUCCUUGCAACGCGCAAUACAGUAUCCGAUGGGAAAAUGUGGAGGUGUCCUGUUUGCAGGCAAUUUCGUAGCAUCAGGCGAGACUCGUUUUUCUCGGACUCCCAUCUACCAUUGACUCGUCUCCUAGAGUUGAUGUAUUACUGGGCCAGAAUUGAAUGCAAACAGAGUGUUGUGAUGAGCGAAGUUGGAAUUGGCCCAGAAGCAAUUGUCAAAUGGUACAAUUACUUUCGCGAUGUUUGUGCCAUGUGGUGCUUUGACCACCCUGUGCAACUUGGAGGAGAGGACGUCGUUGUAGAGCUCCUCGAAUCCAAGUUUAUGCACAGGAAACAUCAUCGUGGAAGUUAUCGAGAGGGGCAUUGGGUUCUUGGACUGGUCGAGCAGGAAAGUCUGAAAAGUGUCUUAGUUCCUGUGGAAAACACAAGUGCAGCAACACUGUUGCCCAUUAUUACUCGCCACGUUUUGCCAGGAACUAAGAUCAUCACAGACUCCUGGGCAGCGUAUAACAGUCUUCCAGACGAUUUCACUGUCAACCACAAUGUCACCUUCGUCGAUCCCAACGAUGCCUCAGUCAGCAAAAACACCGUGGAAGGGAUUUGGAGUCAAAUGAAAGCAAAUUAUCGGAGGAUGCAUGGGACGUCCGAUAGUUUGUUUUCGACAUAUUUGCAUGAAUUUUGUUGGCGACGUCACAACACUAGUAAUACUUUUAUGAGCUUCAUAAAAUGUAUUAGACAGUAUUAUCUUGUCUGAUUUCAAAAAUAUGUUUUAUGAAGUUCAUAAAAUGUGUUCUGGUGUUUAAUUUAGCCUCAAAUUCAUGGGAAUCUGUGUAACUUUAUAUUUAUCAUUAUUUAUUUUCUUUUGUAUCUUUGUAAUUUGUAUUUCUUUCUUCUACACACGGAAAUAACCCGUGUAAGCAAAAUUUGGUCUAAUGUUUAAUUUUUAAAUUGUUUUGUUUUUAAUUGGUAAUCAUUACAUGGAGAGUUUCACCAGAUUUAAAAAAAGAACAAACAAAAAACAAAUUGCUACCACACAAUUAAUAACAUUUCCAUUUCCUUCCUUCUCUGGAAUUUGCAUCCACAAUUUUCAAAAACAGAAGGGCAUUUUACAGAAAUAAGAGAAAUGGUUAGAACGAACUUAUACAUAUGUAGUGACUUCAUUUGGACAUAGAUUAAAUUCGAACAGUGGAUCUACACGGACACCAGACGAAAACAAUAGCAAUCACGGUGGUAUACCUCUUUUUCUACAGUCGGCCGAAAUCAAGAAGUGACAAUGCCACCUUCACAUUCUCUAUUGUCAGCAUCAGGCAUUACCUACUCUUUCUCUCUCUACUGACAGCAGAACACAUCUCGCUGUCGACUACAACCAGCAAAGCAAAGCUUUAUUACACACCACAUGGUACACGGCUAGACGGCUACAACUGGUGUCAGACCGACCACAACGAUACAACGAUGUGUCUAGAACGUGAUUCGAACACAACAACUCUGCCACAAUUGCUGACUCCUGAGCUACAGAAUUGCAGUCUCCGUUACCUUAUCCAUUACAUUUGGUGAGCUCGACUUCAAAGUUACUGCUUCAGCAUCGCAUGACCUCUUGAAAAAAAAAUUACAGUCCAUGCCAGUCGCAUCAACAAGAAUUACACAACACGAAAGGCAGGAAGUCACCGACUCAAUGGACACACACCAAUUACUUUCCAUAUCGCAGACCAAUGUACUACAGUCCGAUGCACAGAUCCACUAGGGAAACAGUUGCCAUACGUAAAUGCAACAUUUAGAACAGCUAUCCACCCAAGAGAACUAACCAUUUCUCACUUUUCAGCAUAGACCUUUCACAGGACACUAUUACCAACCAGGUUUUGUCACUUUGUACUGUCCAUUCAUUUUGCUGCACAGCACAAUGUUUACACAUGCAUAUAUGCAUGUUUGCACCCAGUUUCUGUGCACAGCUGUAGACUCUUAACUUUUUUUCUUCUUUUGCAUGCAACUCUUUUCUCAUGAGAAGGAUAUCUCCUCCUCACUUUAUAUCUCUCCCGUCUUUUACUAUUUCACCAUCGUCGCAUCAACAGACAUUAUUCUAUGAUGCGGCCAGAAUGAUGAGAACAGGACAAGUAAAAAAAUUAAGGCUGCACGGUAGCAGUCGAGAAAGAAAAUGUAACGGUUAAAUAAAAAAAAAUUUGUCUAUAA
Molecule: messenger RNA, 2708 nt
Organism: Octopus bimaculoides (California two-spot octopus)
Lineage: Eukaryota; Metazoa; Mollusca; Cephalopoda; Octopoda; Octopodidae
Source: RefSeq, a predicted model, not a curated record